Messenger RNA from Taeniopygia guttata (zebra finch), 2946 nucleotides. NCBI's taxonomy places the organism in Eukaryota, Metazoa, Chordata, Aves, Passeriformes, Estrildidae. The record is from RefSeq and is a predicted model, not a curated record.
CGGCAUAGGUCAAAGGAAACUGAGCCGCAUCUUUUGUCCUUCGGAACCCAGCGGUGCCCGGGAAAACUUGAUGUUCUGUGCACAUCAAACGACGGCAGCAAGCGCAGUCUAAUGCAACGCACGGGGUAACUCGAGGCACCCGGGAGCAAAGGGCGCGGAGCAGGGCGGCCUCAGGCACCGGCCAGCCGGGCGGCACCACUGCCACGGCUGCUGAGACAGCCGCACGUUUCCUCAGGCGGCCCUCCCGCCGCGUUCCCUCCAGUUCCCGGCCGGGAUCGGGCCCUCUCCCGGCGGGAUCGGCCCCUCUCCCGGCGGGAUCGGGCCCUCUCCCGGCUCCCCGUGCCCCGGGCUGCCGCAGGCCGCGGCGCUGGCGGGACGGGCGGGCUGAGGGGCGGCGGCCCGGAGAGCUGCCGGGGCCUGUGGCGGCCGCAGCACCGCCGGUACUCGGGGGAAAGGCGACAGCACGGGCAUUUAAGAUGCUCUUAGGGUGCUUAAAUAAGUUAGGACUGUGGUCACAAACUGACGGUCUGCUCUGCAGAGAAGCCGGAAGGACAUCGCAGUAUCACAUCGCAGUUCUUCACUUCUGCCUGAAAUGGCCGAGCAAAAUUCCCCAUCACUAGCUGAAGUUGUAAAACGAGUUGCAGAGCAGCAGCAGUCACAGGUGUCAAACAUAGAAAAAAGUAAAUCAGUUCUUUUCCAAUUGCAGGCAAAGUGCCAGGAACUAGAAAAUGAAAUGAAUUCUAUUCUGUUAGAAACAAAGACAACAGAAAGGGAAAUACAUCUGCAAGAUGAUGCUAUAGAAGUGACAAAAUAUUGCUGUGAAAAUCUGGAGGUCCAAGUCAGAGCUCUGUAUUCUGAAAAUUUAAAAUUGAGGUGUGAGGCAGAAACAGUACAAGAGGAGUUUGAGAUGAUACUUGCAAGAAAUAAUGAAUAUCGGGGAAAAAUAAAGGAUCAUAAACAUCUUUUUUGGGAGAUGGAAAGUAAAUUGCCAGUUAUGAUUGAACUUGCUAAAAAGAAAGCAGUUGUAGAAGAAUUAAAGGCAAAGAAAGAAGAAUUAAUAUGUGAUCUCCAGAAUCCAGAAGGAUCUGUUAUAAAACAAGUGCAGGAAGAAAUCACACUUUUAAAAAGUGAAAUCACAACACUGAAAGAUUUAAUCAAUAAAAAAAGAGAUCUGCUGGAAGAAGAGAAGAAAAAGCAUGCUAAGCUUAGAAAGGAAAUUGAGGUACAGAAUAAGAGAUAUGAUGCUAUAUUAAAACGUUUGCAUUGCCAACUGAACAAAGUCCAGUCAAAUAAAAGACAAUGGCACUGGAACAUUCAGCAGUUGGAGAAGAAGGCUGCAGAACUAAGAAAGUGUCUUGGAGUAGCAGAGUUACAAAACAUCGUGUAAUAAACUUAACAAAGAUAGAAUGUAUAUAAUCUUUUCCAGGCAGGGGAGUUUUUUCUGGAAAUGCUACAAAUCUUAAAUAGCUUGAUAACUGGCCUUACUGAUUAUUUUCUUUUUAAUGGUUUUGUCUUUCAUUUUGUGGUGUAAACUGAUAGCCACAAUAAUGAAAUGGCUGUUCAGAAAUAGCUGUUCAGGAAGAAAGUUACUGACACUUUGAGGUGUUUUCGAAAUAUGUUUUAUCUAAAAAGUUAUUUGAAAGUCAACCAAACAAGAUUUGGGAAGUUCGUUCAUAUUUCACUUGGUCUCUUAGAGAGAAAUUAAUAUUGGUAUCUAUCUGCACUCCUGAGACACCGAAGUUCUUUUGUCCUUUAUCCAUAUCUUUUUAUUGCAACUUGCUAAGGAACUCUGAAAGCUUUGAUAGCCCGUAUUUUGCUCUGCAGUCUGCCAGGAUGUUUUGGCAUGGGGGCCAAAGGCUGUCCAGGUGUAAAAGGCUUUGGAACAAGUACGCUCAUAAGUGGACUUCAAAUAAUCUGACUUCAAUUGGUCUAAUAGAUGUUAGCAAAGAGGAGGGAGUACCAGAUCUGGACAGCUUGUAAAAUAGAACAACUCACCCUCAAGAAACAGGAAUACAUUACAGAUUGAUGAUAGAGGAAUUUAUUGUCUACAGGAUUUUAACUAAUAUCAGCCAUCUAACAUCUUAGUGCUUAAUGAUCUAAGAUGACUCAACAUAAAUGACAAUGUAUUAAAAAAUCUUGUUAAAACAGUAGUGAACAGUAGCCAUUUUCCUUUACUUUCUUUUUAUUUUUAUAUUGCUUGGGGGGAUUUGAAAAGUUUACAAUACUUUCCCUACUCUUACACUUAAGGCAGUCGUUCUGCUUGGACAUAACUUGUAAUGUUUAUCUGUUCUAUGGAAGUAGCUUUUUAUUUAAGGUGUUGUCUUGAAUAAUUUAGAUUUACCUUUACCCACGAAUAUAAAAUGAAGACUUGACUAUUUACUGUAAAAAAUGUUAAACUGCUUAUAUAUUGUUAUCUUAGAGUACCAUUAUUACCUUCAUAUAUUAAUGUAUAUUUACAUUACCCUUAAUAUGUUAUUUCACUUAAUAUAAAGUUAUUUUAAGCAAUAUCCUGAUUCAUUAAGACUCUCUCUCAAUGUUGUUAGUCUCUCAAGACUUUUUUGCUCAGUCUUUUUUCUUUGCAGUAGUACGAACCAGGCUGCUUUCAUUACAGUAAUAAAGUAGAAAUAAAAACCCCAAUAUCAUAAUCUAUAGUAACAAUAUGUCCUGAAUAUUGAUUCUUACUGUGUAUGUAGCAUGAAACUGUAACAUUGCAAUUGUUUAUCCCAACACAGAGCAAAAUAGCAUCCAUUUUAUGCAUGUGUGUCUUCUAGAAAGGGUCCAGAUCUGAAAAGUUGGAGAAUUUACUGUGUUAUUGUUAAUUUGAGCAAUUAUCUGCUUUUCUUUUAUUUUUCAUGAUUCCUAGUUUCCGUUUAUUCAUCUAUCAAAUGAAAUGAGUGUACUUUAUAUCAAGUACAAUGAUAUAAGUAAAAAUAGUAACGUGCUGUC